Phlebotomus papatasi is the source of this 2534-nucleotide messenger RNA. Its product is annotated as acyl-CoA synthetase short-chain family member 3, mitochondrial. The record is from RefSeq and is a predicted model, not a curated record. The coding region runs from base 295 to 2319 and encodes 674 amino acids. The transcript is spliced from 8 exons. NCBI's taxonomy places the organism in Eukaryota, Metazoa, Arthropoda, Insecta, Diptera, Psychodidae.
CCUUUUCGGAGAAAACAUUAUCAAGUACUUGGACAAUACAUUAGCCUUAUGAACGUCAGUUGCACAACAAAUUUAACGGCGUGCGGACUCAAUUUAAAAGCAAAGAAUCCCUGUCGGUUGUCUAUCUAUACGUAAGACGGAUAAUUUAGUAAUAAAAUUUAGUGACUUUCAUCCUCAAGAUUAUACCCUCCAAAUUUUAUUUCAGUGAAGUGUUUGUUUAUUUUUUUUUAGAAGAAAAAAAUAGUGUGAAUAUUUUGUGUCUUACAAGAACUUUCAAUACUAAAUAAGAUCAUCAUGUUAAGUUCAUUUGAUGGAGAUAAGCAAAAUGGCAAUUGUUCUGCACAAUACGAAGGAAAUGGAGUUCAGUAUCCAGAUGUCUUCAAUCAACUCUACCUGGACACCUAUCGGAGAUCCAUUGAGAAUCCCGAGGAAUUUUGGGGAGAAUUGGGACAGCAAUUGAUUGACUGGGAUAUACCUUUUGAGAAGGUUCUCGAUCACUCCAAUCCCCCAUUUACCAAAUGGUACAUUGGAGGUUACUUAAAUGCCUGCUAUAACUGCAUCGAUCGCCAUGUUCUGACUGGAAAGGGAGACAAAGUAGCCCUAAUCCACGACAGUCCUAUGACCAAUACAGUCCGCAAAGUGACCUAUCAGGAGUUGUACGACAAAGUCAGUAGUCUUGCUGGUGGUUUGCGUCAACUCGGGGUCCAGAAAGGUGACCGAGUGGUGAUCUAUAUGCCCCUGAUACCCGAAGUAGUCAUGGCAAUGCUGGCAACAGUUCGCCUAGGUGCCAUCCAUUCAGUUGUUUUUGGAGGAUUUGCUGCCAGUGAACUCUGCACCAGAAUUGAACAUGCUGAACCUAAGGUUGUUAUUGCGGCAGACUGUGGGGUUGAACCCAAUAAAAUAAUCCCUUACUUGGACAUUUUGCACGAUGCCAUUGAGAUGUCAUCGUGGAAGCCCGUUUGCAAUGUGAUCUUUCAGAGAGCUAAUGUCUUACAGUCUCCUACAGAUCCCAAAACUGAUAUUCUCUGGGAAAAAGUUAUGACUUUGGGAGAAAAAGCCGAAUGUGUUCCCGUUGAGGCAAGUGAUCCUCUGUACAUUCUGUACACUUCGGGUACAACGGACAAACCCAAGGGAGUCCAGCGUCCAACUGGAGGACAUUUAGUCACUCUAGCCUACACCUGUACCUCAAUCUACGGCAUUCAGCCGGAUGAUGUUUGGUGGGCUGCAUCGGAUCUAGGCUGGGUUGUAGGACACUCCUACAUUUGCUACGCUCCCCUCCUUCAUGGAUGCACAUCAGUGAUGUACGAGGGAAAACCGGAUCGUACUCCAGAUCCCGGCCAAUACUUUCGUAUCAUCGAACAACACAAAGUUAACGCAAUCUUUUCAGUCCCAACAGCCUUUAGAGUUAUCCGUCGAGUAGAUCCUGAGAUAAAGUGCGGCUCAAAGUAUAGCCUCAAAUCUUUGAGGACCAUCUUCAUAGCCGGGGAACACUGUGACUUGGAGACUAAGCUGUGGAUGGAAAAUGUCUUCAAAGUUCCAGUUCUCAAUCACUGGUGGCAAACUGAAACCGGAUCAGCCAUUACAGCCACUUGCCUAGGCUACAACCACAGCCUCAAUCCUCCAAAAUUCACAACAGGUCUCCCCUACGUUGGCUACGAAGUUGAAGUCUUACUACCAGAUGGUUCUCAUGCCGAACCCAACGAACUCGGUCGUAUUGCCAUCAAGCUACCCCUUCCUCCUGGCAACAUGUCCAAUCUCUACAAAAAUCCCGACCUCUUUGACAAAAUCUACUUUCGGAAGUAUCCCGGAUACUACGACACAAUGGAUGCUGGGUACAAAGAUGAGAGUGGAUAUAUCUUUGUAACAGCACGAGAUGACGAUGUGAUCAACGUUGCCGGUCACAGAAUCUCAACAUCCAGCCUUGAGGAUGCUGUCCUCAGGCACCCGGAUGUUGGAGAUGCGGCUGUUUUUGGAGUUCCUGAACCCACAAAAGGAGAAGUUCCCCUUUGUCUUUACGUUACGAAGAACGAUGUCACCAAACCUUCUAAUAAACUUUCUGUCGAACUGAUUAAGAUCAUUCGAGAAGUUAUCGGACCAAUAGCGGCCUUCAGACUUGUUGCCCGAGUUCAGGCUCUUCCACGAACAAGAUCGGGCAAAACCAUGAGGAAAUCCAUGGCAGAUUUUGCCCGGAACAAAUUAGUGGUUCUUCCAGCAACAAUUGAGGAUGCAUCCGUUUUCACAGACAUCCGGCGAGCUCUCCAAGAACUCGGCUAUGCAAUGACAGCCCCAGAUCCCGUUCUCACCCUCCGGAAGAUGUGAAAAUCCCCUCACCUCAUCCAUCAAAAAAAAUCUUGCUUUUCAUGUACAUAAGCCUCAAAAAAAACUAAAUUCAAGCAGAAAACUGGACAUUUUGCGAUAUCUUCAGAAAAACAAAAAUUGGUACCACAAAUGGCAUUUACCAGAAAUUUCUAUCUCUUAUUGUUAUAUUUUUAAGGCAUCUCUCAACAACAAAAAAAAUGGUGUGUCAGUUAAAA